Messenger RNA from Xylaria bambusicola, 474 nucleotides. RefSeq lists its product as uncharacterized. Bases 1 to 474 code for a protein of 157 amino acids. Lineage: Eukaryota; Fungi; Ascomycota; Sordariomycetes; Xylariales; Xylariaceae. The record is from RefSeq and is a predicted model, not a curated record. The transcript is spliced from 3 exons.
AUGCCUUCUAUGGCUGGUACAACAACGCUCGGUCUCGGCCUCUGGGAGGCCUUCGCGGCUCCCGCGGCUACGUUCGUGGAGGAUUGGUUCGCUCUCCAGUAUCUUCUGCCGCUCAUCUCGUUCGUCUGUGUCGGACUGGAGGGCUGGUGCUUCUUCGACCUCAUGCGCAAGACGCUGGGCGCGAGAUCCGCUGCGCGGGCUGUGGCCGACGCGCGCGAUGCGUCCUCCUUGGAUUACGAUGUUGUCAAGGAUUUCCCGAGAGGUGGUUUUGAGCCUUCGAACAACCAGCUGUGUGUUCAUGGGUUAUUAGGCAUCAAAUUGCAUGCGAGGCAUUCGGCUUGCCCUUCGAAUCCCGUUGUUAAGGGACAGGGCGCUAAAGGCCUAACAAUGCCGUGUGGAUGUCUAGUUAUCUCGAAAGGUCGCCCACAGACGCAAAGGAGGCGCAGACAAGAGAUGUCCUACAUCGCCAUCUGA